Messenger RNA from Nematostella vectensis (starlet sea anemone), 1654 nucleotides. RefSeq names its product fibrinogen beta chain. The coding region runs from base 422 to 1231 and encodes 269 amino acids. Gene Ontology annotation, molecular function: oligosaccharide binding. NCBI's taxonomy places the organism in Eukaryota, Metazoa, Cnidaria, Anthozoa, Actiniaria, Edwardsiidae. The transcript has 6 exons. The record is from RefSeq and is a predicted model, not a curated record.
GUGAGUUUUAAUAAGUUCUAUCGACUUCCUGAACAGACGCGCUGCCAUCACCGUUGAUUAUUAUGUCGUUUGCAUUUGUAUUUUUUGGACUUAUGCUAACAACAGCUCACUGCUAUGAUGGCGAGAAACGAAAAGAAGGAAUAUAUACAGUGGUUAAAGGAACUAUUCUAAAGAACCACGUCAUUUCGCAACACAAUGCCCGCGACAGCAUAGAGUGUGGGAUGAGCUGCGCAAGCGUGUACAAUUGUCAAUCAUUCAACUACAAGCAUGGUUCCACGUGUCAGCUGAACAGCAAGAACAGGCUAAUGGCUAACGGGGGUGACGUACAAAAUGACGAGGAGUUCACGUACUUUGAAAAAUUAAAAAAAAAACUAUCAACACAGACCCUUAACCCACCUCAAAACCACCUGCGAAUCUGCUAAUGAUCGUAACGUUUGUGAAUGUCGAGAAUCCAUGUGAUCCAGAUCAUUGUAUGUACGAAAGUCAAUGCAAUCCUGUAAGCAACGCUGAUAUCUACCAGUGUAACUGCAGACCAGGAUACACGGGAAGGCAUUGUGAAAAAGAACCACCUUUGUCGUGCAAGGAUGCCCUCGACAAGGGAAAAAGCCAUGGGAAUGGAGAGUACUACAUCGACCCAGAGAGGACAGGGACUGCAUUUCCCGUUUAUUGCGACAUGACAAACGAAGGAGGAGGAUGGAUGAUGGUGCUCAACCUGACAUACGAUGCUUCGCGUGCGGCCUUUACGCCGGACUCAUCUUUUCGCUCUUUGUCAAAGUUUAAAGAAGGAUAUAUGGGCUUGACAUCAAAUGCAAUGGGACAACUUCAGUCAUUCACCUCUUUCACCCAAAUGCGCUUCUAUUGUCACAAGCAGGGCGUUGGCCGUACCCUACACAUCAUUACCACCCCAGACAGUAAAGGGAAAGCCGUCGUGGACUACUUCUCCGCCAAAACAGACGCCCUUGCAUUUGCCUGUGACUCCUUCACCGAGGGCACUGGAAACAACGCAAUGCUAACUGGGCGCUGCCAAAAAUGGGGCAGAGACAAGAGCGGUGCACAGUAUGUCGGUGUGUGGGGGCAUGGUUUCAAACUGGAUGAGACAUGGCGGAUGUAUGAUCAUCCAAUGUACGAGGCACACAUGUAUCAUGUGAUUUUGAGAAACGGGUACCAUAACUGCGACGACACAGGAAGUACAGAGACAAAUGGAGAUUCAUGGGAGACAUAUGUUCGCUAAUAACUUUGCCGCCUGAAAAAUCAACCAUUCUAACCAAAUGUGAUUUUACAGCGCGACCAUUCGUACCAUAAACGCCGAAAAUAUGUGUUGAAUGUUUGUCUCUUACUGUAAUGGUGUCGCUCUACUAGCUGGUUGAUCUAAAUCCUAUAAACAUGGCAAUUGAGAAAAAAGACCUACUCUGAUGAGUGGACAUUUAAGAGAGGAAUUUAAACACGAAAACACUAACGCCCACAAGGAGAAUGCAUUUAAUUAAAUACUUAAAAGGAGCAUAAGAUUUCUACUUCAACAAUUAGCAGUUUAUCAACAUGAAACAGAAAGGGGACUGGAGGAAAUUUUAAAAUCCUGCAGACUAAAUGUCUCAAGUUUUGUACUCUAAUUGUUACCAUUAGAAAUACAUAGGUAGAUAGUUGGUCAAAGGUAACU